Messenger RNA from Python bivittatus (Burmese python), 4770 nucleotides. Lineage: Eukaryota; Metazoa; Chordata; Lepidosauria; Squamata; Pythonidae. The record is from RefSeq and is a predicted model, not a curated record.
AUUACUAUGGACGCUGCCGCUGAUGUCCAGCCUCCUUGGUGCGACCUAGCGCUCCAGAGGAGGAGCGAACGCUGCGAAACGUCAAGGCAGAGGGGAGAGAAAAGGGGUGGGAAAAAAAAAUACUGAAAGAGGACAGCCCUGCGAGCCGUCCCUGGACCGCGCUGCGUUGAGAUGGCAAUCCCAUAGCGUGACAGCAGCAGCAGCAGCGCCCAGACGCCGCGAUGAAAUGUAGCUAACAGCAGCCCUGCAGCUGGGAAGCAGGCAGGCACCAGGCCGGUCUGAAAUGCGCUGACUUCCCUAGCUGGGGCGGCUCGUUCCCACCAGGAUCCCUCCGGCUCGGCUUCUCCUCCCCGCGACUCCGCGGCGGAACUCGAAGGCGCAAUCCCCCCCGUGCCCGCCGGGUCUCUGCGGUUUGCUGCAUCCUCCGCGCGCCCAGGAUGGCGGAGGCUGAACUGCACAAGGAGAGGCUGCAGGCGAUUGCAGAAAAAAGGAAAAGGCAGACGGAAAUUGAAGGGAAGAGACAGCAGCUCGAGGACCAGAUUCUUCAGCUGCAGCAUUUCAAGUCAAAAGCACUUCGGGAAAAAUGGCUGCUGCAGGGAAUUCCUGCAAGUUCUCCAGCCGAAGAAGAAGCCAGGAAGAGGCAGUCAGAAGAAGAUGAACUAAAGGUGAAAAAGCUUGAAGGCAACAUCCAUAGAUUAGAACAAGAAAUAGGAAAACUUGAACGUGAAGAAUCCCAAAUAUCUGCCAAAGAACAGAUCAUCUUAGAGAAACUAAAGGAGACAGAAAAAUCCUUUGAGGACUUACAAAAGAGUUUCUCACACCAAGAUGGAGAUGCAGUAAAUUACAUUUACUCCCAGAUCCCUGAACUCACAACUCUCUAUUCACAAGCAACAGAGCCUGUUCCUGGGAAAGACAGAACAAGCAGGGUAACUGCUUUGUACAGCAUGGAAAUUAAUGUGGAGAAAGACAAACAAACAGGAGAGACCAAGAUUCUCUCUACGUCCCCCAUUGGCCCCGAGGCUGCCCAUCAGAGAGGAAUCAAAGUCUAUGACGAUGGUACCAAAGUAGUCUAUGAGAUGCAUUCUGGAGGCACGGUGGUAGAAAAUGGAGUACAUAAGUUAAGCUCAAAGGACGUAGAUGAACUUAUUCAGAAGGCGGGGCAAUCAAGCAUAAAAGGAGGGGCUGUAUCAAUAGUGGAUGGAAACCUCAGCCACAUGAAGGAACAAAUUCUUUUUAAGGAAGCAAAACUAGAGAUGGUGCACAAGCCCAGCAAAAGGCUUUCUGGGAACCCUCAACAGCAAGCAAAACUCUCUGGGGAUGAAAUCCCAGAAGCUAGUGCAGAUCACCCAGUAACAAUGAUAUUUAUGGGUUACCAAAAUAUUGAUGAUGAAGAUGAGACCAAAAAGGUAUUGGGCUAUGAUGAGACAAUCAAGGCUGAACUGGUCCUUAUUGAUGAAGAUGAUGAAAAGUCAUUACGUGAGAAGACAGUGACUGAUUUGUCGACCAUGGAUGGAAAUGCUGCUGAGUUAGUUUCUGGGAGGCCGUUGUCAGACACAACAGAGCCCUCUUCACCAGAGGGGAAAGAAGAAAGCCUACCAAUGGAAAAAGUCCCAGAAGCAGAGGAAUUUAUCAUGUGGUCUGAAAAUAUCAAUGAAAGCCCUCAGGUGAAAGUGACAGCUUUGAAAUCAGCUACAUGCUGUGGAGAUGACAUAAAGUUAAGAAAACAGAAAGACCAAUAUAGUGCCAAUUUCUUGGAGCCUGCUAGUAAUUGCACAACAGAGCAAGACAAAAUGGAAAUUGAAGCCCUUGUUUCAGAACAUAAAAACAGCACAGUGGGGACCUCAACAUGUGCAACAGACAAUCAAAGUCACUUACUUUCAUCUACUGCCAGUCACAAUGGGCUGAAAGACCGACAUGAAUCUUUGGACAGUGAAGUUGCUAAAGAGAUCAGAUAUCUUGAUGAGGUGCUAGAAGCAAAUUGUUGUGAUUCUACCCCUGAUAACCCCUUUAAUGGGAUGACUUCCUCUUCUCCUGAGACAGGUGGACCCAUUAGUCUGGAUGGCUCUAGUCCAUCUGUCCAUAUUACUAAUGAUUUCCCAGUACUCAAUGAGCAUAAUGGUAUUAGAGGUGGAGGACAAACACCUCCAGCCUUGGAACCCAGUGGAAUUAAUACAGCAUCUGGGAAGCUAAAACCAAAUGGCCAUUUUGUGGAGAUAUUGCAAGAGGAGCACUGUGACAGUCUAAAAGUGCCAGUGAGUCCAUGCUCUUCCACAAGCUCAAGGUCUUCCAAGGAUGGAGAGUUAACAUUAGCUACCAUUAAGAAAGAAGCCAAGUUUGAGCUUAGAGCAUUUCAGGAAGACAAAAAACCAUCUAAACUUUUUGAGGAAGAGGAUCCAGGAGAGAAUUACAGAGUGCGUAAAGUGAGGCCUUCUGAUGAAAUGAUAGAAUUGGAAAAGGAGAGGCGGGAGCUCAUCCGAAGCCAGGCUGUCAAGAAAAAUCCAGACAUAGCUACAAAGUGGUGGAAUCCACCCCAAGAAAAAACAUUAGAGGAGCAGCUGGAUGAAGAACACUUGGAGUCUCACAAGAAGUACAAAGAACGCAAAGAGAAACAACAGCAUCAGCAACAACCACCACCACCAUCAAUGCCUGUAAAGCAUGGCUCAUACUCUUCUCCAUCAUCAGAUUCAGCCAAUAAAUGUCAAAAAGUUGAUAUUGUCACAGAACAAAUAGAUUUUUUAGCUGCUAGGAAACAGUUUCAGUUAAUGGAAAAUUCAGAUCAGCAGAGUAGCCCAGCUGCACCGAAGCGAUCAGGGACCCCUAAAAUGUUCACUAUCCAACCAUUCUACAAACCAAUAGGUCCAUCCCAAAUGGACCGGCGAACAGCCUCUAUUACAAAAUCUAUGACUGCAUGUGGACAAGUUGUGCAGGCUGGCAAUAAUGAUGUAGCUGCUGCAAAUACUGAGAAGGUGUCCUGCAUCUCAGAUGACAGCAUUAUUCAGAACACCUCUGGUGAUCCUAUAGGACUGUUGUCUUAUGGUGAUUCUACAAAGUGUGUUCAGGCCAUCAAGAUAUGGUCAGAUGAUGAUGAAUUCAUGAGUGCAAAAGCAGUCCUUACAGUGGUGAAGGAUGAUGAACAGAGUGUAUUAGAUCAGUUCUCAAGAUCAAUCAGUGUUUCUUCUCCUCCAGAAGAACUAGACUCUGGUUUAGAUGAAUUGUCUGUCAGAUCACAGGAUACAACUGUUUUGGAAACUCUUUCCAAUGACUUUAGCAUGGACAAUAUCAGUGACAGUGGUGCCUCCAAUGAAACAAUGAAUCCCCUUCAAGAAAAUUCCCUUACUGAUUUCUCCUUGCCCCAGACUCCACAAGCUAACACACCUUCUGAGUGUCAAGGAGAUGUUUCAAAGUCACUUAGUGACCAUGGUUUUUAUUCCCCUUCUUCGCCAUUAGUCAACUCUAUGCUCACUGAUGAGCAGUUGGAAUAUCAGGCUGAUCUCCUGGUUCAAAAUGCCAUUCAACAAGCCAUAGCUGAGCAGGCUAAUAAAAUGAGUUAUCAGCAAGCAAAAGGUAUCAUGGAGCAAAAGAACGGGCAGGUCAAGGAACAAGAGGAAUUGGACAAGGCGCCAUAUUCUGAGAACCAGCAUGGUUCAACAUUUCAGCCACCUCAAGUGUCAUCUCCUAUGCAAGAGAAACGUGAUACAGCACCAAAGACAUCUGCAGCUCAAGAUCCUGCACUCAGGGAAAAGCAACCAUCUCCUGUUGCUCAUGCCACCCAAGUAGUCAGUGUGGAAGAAAUCAAGCCAGAAGUCAGCUACUUUAGCAAAUAUUCAGAAGCAGCUGAGCUUCGAAGCACAGCUUCCAUUCUGGCUAUGCAAGAAACAGAGGUGACAGUAGGGCCUUUUAAACUAAGAUCAAAAAAGCAGAGGACUUUGUCCAUGAUAGAAGAAGAAAUACGUGCAGCCCAGGAGAGAGAGGAGGAACUAAAGAGACAAAGACAGGAUAUGCAGCUAACACAGAGCCCUGUCGCGAAGAGUGCACCUUCACUAUCCACCCGAACUGCAUCUUACAAAACUGCACCAGGUAAAAUAGAGAAGAUCAAACCACCUCCAUCUCCAACUGGCGAAGGUCCCCCCUCGCAUUCCGACUCCGCAUCGGAUGAAACUGGAGGAUCCCAAAGAGCCAAGAACCUGAUGGAGACUCUUAUGGAAGAUUAUGAAAGUCACAAAACCAAAAGGCGGGAGAGGAUGGAUGAGAACAGUUACACCUAUAAAUUACUGUCUAACAAGGUUACUUCUGAGGUACUUUUCAAAUAUUUGCCCUUUUAAGCGCUUUGCUUUUUUUCUUCUUCCUUUGCAUGAGGCUGUUGAGUUUUUCAGUUUUUGCAUGCUGCUGCAGUUUGCUUUCCAUUGCUGUUUGUUGGAGGAAUAUUUGAAAUUAGAACCCCCUGAUUUUCCCACAACUGGACUAUCCGUUGGAUGACACAUCACACUGGUUUCAGGAGUUCACACUAAAUCCAUAGGCUUAGAGCUGGGAUAUGCACCAUACUAUCUUUCUCCAGUUGUUUCUGCCCACCUAGUAAGAUUGGGCAGGGCUGGUGUGCUUCAGGUCCAAUCUGUAAAACAGUGCCAUCUGGUGGGACUUCAGAGAUGGGUCUUUUCCAUAGCUGCCUCUGGAACAGCAUUCACCUGAAAUCCGCAGAGCUUGUAUUUUCAGAAAGCUGUGAAGAUCUGGCUUUUUCAGCAGGCCUUAGGAUCGGUGGUUUGUAACCCCACU